Molecule: messenger RNA, 1872 nt
Organism: Peromyscus leucopus (white-footed mouse)
Lineage: Eukaryota; Metazoa; Chordata; Mammalia; Rodentia; Cricetidae
Product: guanylate-binding protein 2-like
Exons: 8
Coding region: 1-1356 (451 amino acids)
Biological process (GO): defense response to Gram-positive bacterium; defense response to protozoan
Molecular function (GO): GTP binding; GTPase activity
Source: RefSeq, a predicted model, not a curated record
AUGGACCAACUGCACUAUGUGACAGAGCUAACUGAUCUUAUCAAAUCAAAGUCAUUACCUGAGCAGGAUGGGGUAGAUGACUCAGCUAACUUCGUAGGCUUCUUUCCAACAUUUGUGUGGGCGCUGAGAGAUUUCUCCCUGGAGCUGGAAGCUAAUGGAAAACCCAUCACUGCUGAUGAAUACCUGGAACGUUCACUGACCCUGAAAAAAGGAUCUGAUAUGAAAAUUAAAAGUUUUAAUGAGCCUCGGCUAUGCAUCAGGAAGUUCUUCCCAAAGAGGAGGUGCUUUGUCUUUGACAGGCCUGCUCAGAGGAAGUAUCUUUCCAAACUAGAGACACUUAGAGAGGAAGACCUGAGUGAUGAAUUUGUGGAACAAGUUGCAGAAUUCACCUCAUACAUCUUCAGCUCUUCUGAUGUCAAGACUCUGUCUGGUGGCAUCAUAGUCAAUGGGCCACGUUUACAGAGUCUGGUGCUGACCUAUGUCAAUGCCAUCAGAAGUGGAGAACUACCCUGCAUGGAGAAUGCUGUCCUGACUUUGGCCCAGAUAGAGAACUCAGCUGCAGUGCAAAAGGCCAUUGAGCACUAUGAAGAACAGAUGAACCAGAAGGUCCAGCUGCCCACGGAAACUCUCAAAGAGCUGCUAGACCUGCACAGGCCCAUUGAGAGAGAGGCCAUUGAGGUCUUCAUGAAGAAUUCUUUCAAGGAUAUAGACCAAAAGUUCCAGAGGGAAUUAGGGGACCAGCUGGUAGCAAAGCGAGAUGCCUUUGUUAAGAAAAACAUGGACGUGUCAUCAGCUCGUUGCUCAGAUUUGCUGGAAGAUAUUUUUGGACCUCUGGAAGAAGAAGUGAAGCAGGGGACAUUUUCUAAACCGGGAGGUUACCACCUCUUUCUUCAAAAGAAACAAGAGCUAGAGAAAAAGUACAAUCAGGCUCCUGGAAAGGGGCUCCAGGCAGAAGAGAUGCUGAAAAAAUACUUUGAGUCCAAGGAGGAUGUGGCUGAAACACUUCUAAGAACAGAUAAGUCACUCACAGAAGCAGCAAAGGAGAUUGAAGUGGAACGGAUAAAGGCUGAAACUGCUGAAGCUGCCAACAGAGAGUUAGAAAAUAAACAAAAGAAGUUUGAGCUGUUGAUGGAACAGAAGGAAAAGAGUUACCAGGAGCACGUGAAACAGCUGACUGAGAAGAUGCAGAAGGAACGGGAGCAGUUAAUAGCAGAGCACAAUAAAAUAAUAUCUCACAAACUUCAGGAGCAGGAACGGCUUCUCAAAGAAGGAUUCCAGAAUGAGAGCAGGAAACUUCAUCAAGAGAUCGAGAGCAUCAAGAGGAGGCGCCCAUCUCAGAAAUGCACCAUACUCUGAAAGUCUGGGUCCAUACCUCUCAGCCCAGCUACCUUUCAUCAAGGAAUAUGUUGUCAAGAACCUGCAGGGUUUGAAACAUCUCUUAUUAAACUUAUAAUUCACUUCACCUGUAACUCUAGUCUGUGGUCACUGUAUGACCACUGGGCAGUGUCAGAAGAAGUUCCCCUCUGUGCAAAAUGCAUAUAUGAGCAGAGGAUCUGCCUUCCAUGUUUUAGAGGUCCUCUUGACCUGCACCAUGCCCAAGAUAUAUGUGUUUCUCUUUUAUAAUCUUAACUUUUCCUCUUUUCUACUGUAUAGCGUCUACAAUCACAGAGCAGGCAACUCUUAAUUAACUCUCAAAAUCCUUUUCAUUUCUCUGAGGACUCUGAUUUCUUUCUUUUUUUUAAACUACUCUUCCUUCAAAAACUAAACCCCACCUCCAUUUUCCCUUUUAUUUCCCCACUGUGACAUCCUAUCUUGAAGUUUCUCAGGAUAAAUGUCUUGUACAAGUUAAUAAAAAGUAUUAGCCCACUGUAA